Molecule: messenger RNA, 1307 nt
Organism: Micromonas pusilla CCMP1545
Lineage: Eukaryota; Viridiplantae; Chlorophyta; Mamiellophyceae; Mamiellales; Mamiellaceae
Exons: 2
Coding region: 534-1307 (257 amino acids)
Biological process (GO): pollen development
Source: RefSeq, a predicted model, not a curated record
CGCGGCCGCGGUUUCAUCGCGCGGUCCUCGGGGUUUCGGUUAGGGUUGCGAGCGAAAAAGCGUAGAAUAGAUUCGCCGGCGAGCGACGCGCGGAAACGAGCGCGGGACGCACUGUCCGCCAUCCCCGAACACGAUGGAGUCCCACGUGUAGUUGCGAUGGUACGGUCUCGGAACUUUGGAGGGCAUCGCGGACGGUCCUACGUCGGGUCACCGCCGUCGGCGCGUGUGAUGUGACCUCCGCGCGAGCAGAUAAACACAAACUGCAGCUGCUGCGCGAGAAGCGAGAUUCCCGCCGAUGCGUUCGAUGCGUUCAAUCGAUGCAAACGUUAUUCACCCACCCCUCGGUUUCAACAUUUGAUCGCGUCCCCUUUCAACGGACCGAUGAACAUAGAACAUGUUGUUGGAAGCGCCCUGUCAGGUUGCGUGCACCGCUUAAACAGUCGCGCGUCGUCCGAGCUAAACCGCGCGCACAUUUAGCGCGGAGGCCGGAUCGACGCGCGCCCGCGCCUCACUCGAGCACGCACACACGCACGAUGCUCGCGCUUCGCAUCGCGAGGAACCUCUCCAGGUCCGCCCCCGCGGCGGUCAACGCCGGCGUCUCGCGCGCGUUCGCGUCGUCGCGCAUCGCCGCGAACGAAGCCGGAGCCGGGGAGGGCGAUCCGGUGAAGGAUGUGUUCACGCGCGUGCAGCGCGAUUUCCGCCGGCUCAUGGACGCGACCCCGGGCGUGAAGGUGCCCGUGGGCGGCUCGGAAGAGGAAAUCGCGAAGUUCGCGUGGAAGCGCUACGACGCCGCGUACGAGCUCGGGAUCCAGUCCCCCGAAGAGCUCGCGGCGGACGUCGCGGAGGCGCUGCGAAAGCCCGGGCAGUCCGCCAAGCAGUACCUCGAGAAAGUCGACGAGCACCGAGAGCGCUUCGGGUUCGAAGACACCGACGGGCUCUCCGCCGCGCUCAAGACCGCGGUCGCGGAGAUCGAGAAGAAGACGGGCCAGACGCUCAUGGUGGACGACGAGGCGGGCAUGGCGAAGCUCGCGGAGACCGUGGCGCCGCUCGUGGAGAACGUCAUGAGCGCGGACGAAGACGCGUUGGAGUCAGCGUCCAUCGAAGAAGCCGCCGCGGAGGAGCUGGCGGAGCUGGCGGAGCUGAAGAAGUCGAUGCGGCCGCCGCAGAUCGACGCGAAGACGGGCCAACCGAAAGAGCGCGCGACGACGGAGCAGAUCGUCGCGCGGGCGAAGGAGGCGAUCGAGAGCGGGAGGUUGAAACCGGCCCAGGCGGAGUCGCUGAGGAAGCUUCUCGCGCAAGGCCAGUGA